AUGGCACAAUCAAUAUCCAAACGUGCGCGAGACUACGGUCUUCGAUUCGGUGUAUUGUCGAUCGGACCACUGAAUACCAUCACCGAUGUACCUGGUGUUCGGGUUGGUCAAGUAACACUUAAUGAAGGAGAUCACAUUCGUACGGGUGUUACAGUCAUUCUUCCUCAUGGUGGCAAUCAAUUUCAAGAGAAGAGCCCAGCUGCCAUCUACGUCGGUAACGGUUUUGGCAAGCUGACAGGCUACACGCAAGUCGAAGAACUAGGCACACUCGAAACGCCAAUCAUCCUAACAAAUACACUCAGUGUUCCGACAGCUGCUGAUGCUUUAAUUGACUAUACGCUAGCACAAGCGGGUAAUGAACAGGUGUGCUCAGUGAAUCCACUCGUAGGCGAGACGAACGACGGGUUUCUCAAUGACAUUCGCGCAAGGCAUGUAUCGAAAAAGCACGUAUUGGACGCGAUCCAUCAGGCGACGAGUGGCGGCGUAGAAGAGGGCAAUGUGGGCGCGGGCACGGGCACUGUGUGUUUCAACUUCAAAGGCGGCAUUGGAACGUCGUCACGGAAAUUGCCUUCAUCAUUGGGUGGCUACACUGUUGGAGCACUCGUACAAACGAACUUUGGUGGUGUAUUGCGUGUGGCCGGAUUACCGGUGGGUGUUGAAUUAGGUUGUUAUUCGUUUAAAGAGAAGCUUGAUGGCUCAUGCAUGAUCGUCGUGAUGACUAACGCUCCGAUAGACUCUCGUAAUCUCAAACGGUUGGGUAAACGAGCAUUUAUGGGACUAGCGCAAACCGGUGGAAUUGGAUCGAAUGGCAGUGGAGAUUACGCAAUUGCCGUCUCCACUGCAUAUCGUAUUCUGCAUGCAUCGUCAAGUUUAUUUGAUGAAGUCAAACUGUUGCGAAAUGACAAUGUCUCGCCCUUGUUUAUGGCUGCCACAGAAGCGACAGAAGAAGCAAUUAUCAACUCGCUCUUCGCCGCACGAACGCUUUCAGGCUAUGAAGGACAUAGAGUUGAACAAUUACCUGUGGAAAAAAUUAUUCAAUUAUUUAAAAAGAUGCCACAUAUAUGA
This is a messenger RNA of Rotaria sp. Silwood2, 1065 nucleotides long. The record is from the annotation of a GenBank genome assembly. Lineage: Eukaryota; Metazoa; Rotifera; Eurotatoria; Philodinida; Philodinidae.